AUGGAGACAAAAAAUACUUUUGAUAAAGUAUUAAAUCAGUACGUUAGUGCGCAGUGGCAGGAAAAAAUCGAGGAUUUGUUUAAGUUUUUCUGUAACAAUGUUUUUCUUGGACAGUGGGAACUUGCGAAAACGGCCAUACCAACUUUGAUCAAGGAAUUGAAAACAAGCAAGGCUAAUAUUGAUUUUGCUCAAGUACUUAUUAACGUUUCAGAAUAUCCAUUUUCUCAAAGCUUGGGGUCGGCUUCUGUCCCAUCACCACAUCAUCUGUCAUGGCUGUGUCUACAAGAGCUGAAACAGCUGUGUCCUCUUCUGGAUGCUGAGAAGAAACUGGUGAUUGACAGCCUAAUGAAAGAUGUGGAUUUUCGUUUGACUCUGGCUCAGCUGAAAGCUGAUGAUGAAAGAAUGUACUUAAACUCAGGUCACCGAACAUCCCAGAUUGAUUCUGGAGAAGGAGAUUUCUUAUCCAGGGACACCAUAGACUUCCUGAAGAAGAUCUUGAUGAGACAACCCAGUCUGGGAGACAGUGUUCUGAGGUCGCUAAUGACCACGGAAAAUGCUGCAGAGAACAGAAAUAAUGAAUUGUUACAAGGAAUCUAUCUGGAUUGUGUGAAUUGUUGGCUCGACAAACUUGAGGGAAGGAAAAAGCAGAAUUCAAAUGCUGACGAUGUCACUAGAUAUGUGGACAGUGCCCUUCACAUUUUGGCCUUCUAUAAUCCAGUGCCGUAUUGGAACUAUCUCCAGCUGCGGCAGCUUUUUAGUCGGCUGCUGACCUUGACACUUAGUGGCAGUGCGUCAUCUCUAACACCUGAGAGGAUUGUGUCUGUUAUUUGUAGUCGGCAGGUGCCAUAUUUGUUGGAUGAGUUUUGUAAAAUCUACCAAGAGAUGACUGUUGCCAAGUCAAUCAGUGAACACAAUGACUUUCUCAGUGACAGCCAUUGGCAGUGUCUCCAUGUGAUGAACCAGCUGGACAGAAAUGUUUGCUGGCGAGAUUUCUUCAUCAUCUGCUACAAGAAAGGAGCUCAUUUCUUGGCAGAAAUUUUGGAUGCCAGUUUGUCAUUGGUCAGAUCAGGGAAGUUCGCUGAUCUACAGAAUAUGUUAAGUUACUUAGAGUUACAGCCCCUGCGUCCGGCAAUUCUGUUGAUGGGAUGGUCCUAUUGCAUGACAUCUGCCAAUGCCAGGACACUCCUAGACACUCUCUGGGAUGAUUCUGCAGAAGGGUACCACCCUCAGUUGGCCAACGGUUGCAGGAGACUUGCCUAUCACUUGGAUCUCAUCCAGUGGUGCUUAGAUCGAGCCAAGCCACUAGUAGAAAGCCCAGGAUUCGGCUCCAACCGCCAGGCCACAGAGCUGCUUCAGGGUUUGGAGACUCACUCAGUGCUGUAUAUGUUACACCAGUCCACAAGCUUGGCCUCCCUUGACCACUCUGAGGUGCUGCAACUUCUGACCAGCAUAUCUGCUAAGAAAGGCAGUAAAAAGAAAGCAGUUACCUUCCAGGAUGAUUGUAAACCUGCGGGAAGUUCUCCGGAACCAAUCAACAUUGAACAGCAGAAGGACAUCGCCAUCUACAGAAGCUACUGUGCUAUAAAGAACGUCAUGGAUGCUGUGAUGUUUUGUGUGAACAACUUUGAACACGAUCUCAUGAAUCCACUGCAUAAGAAUUUCACCACCGAGCAGUCAGUCAGUUCCAGCGAAGGUGAGGAUUCUUCCAAUGGAGCAGAGGCUUGUCCUAGUGAGUCCGAGAGGGCCAAGCAGAAAGAGGACUCUCAGCAGUUUGUCCAGCUGUAUGAGCAGAUGGUGACCAUGAGGUUGAAGGAGACACGUGAUCAUCUUGCCCAGCUGCAGCCUCUUAACUACAGACUGGAGGUGAUGGAGAAUAUCUUCUCUCUUCUCUUCGUCACCCACGAGGAUAUUUGUGAUCCAAAUGGUUUUGCAGAGUUAGAGCCUAGUGAUGAUAAUGAAGGUAGUAAACUGGGCAGUUCUGAUAAUCUGCCUCUUGAAAGUUCCAUCCUGUCAGAAGAAGAUUCUCCCCAAGAUGAACAAUUGUUAGAACAAUCCAAAAGUGAAGCAAAGCCAGGAGACAGAUCACCACCAUCUCCAACAACAGGAGUAGUUCAUGAGAGAUCCAGAGGAGCCAGUCUUGAUUAUGAUAUGCCUUAUAUUGAUCCUUAUCAAAAGCAUAAUGACUCUGUGGCUUUUUCUGAACCCCCACAGUCUUCUUACUUUACUGCCAGCCCUGAGAUUCAGAAUAGAGCAUCUGAGUUUAAGAAACCUGUUUUAGAAAUCUUCAAACAGGCACAUAGAGAAAGUGUACAGCUGGCCAGGAAACCCAGGAAAAAAAGAAAAAGGCUGGACUCCGAACCUGCUCCAGACACGAUUGUGGGCUUCCUGUGUAAUGAGUAUGUGGUCAGGGAUAUUCUACACUUGCUGAAGGAUGCUCUUUCUGAUCUUAACAUUGCAAAAUUUGCCUUAUCUGGUAAAACAUUUGAUUUGGCUAAACGGGACAUCUUCCGUGCUCCAAAAUCUAAACAGCCUAGUGUGCCCAGUGUGGAUCUGAACCUAGAACCCAUCCUGCAGGUGCAUAUACCAACAAGCAUCUUACCAGAGUCUCUGCCAAAGAGGAUUACUAAGCUGACGCAAGCUGUACAUGAAGCCUGGUGGCGGUUUCAGCUAAUAGCCCAUGAAGCAUUUCCUCGACAGCCUUUUCAAAUUUUACCAGAACAAGUGUUUGUCGCAGACAAUGACAUCAAUGCCCUGCCAGUCUGCGAAGGAAGUGCGGUCAGUGCAGGUAAGUAUAUGGACACCUAUCUGCCGGGUGUCCAGAGCAAGUUGUCUAGGUCACACACAGUCUUGUCACAUUCCAACAUUAUGUCCAGGAUGAUGGCCAGCCCCGAAAGUUUACUGGUCUUCAGCUUGAUCAGAAACAACCCUUCCCAGGCUGCCGAGGUCAUGAAACUUUUCAAACUGACAGAGAAAACGGCAGAAACCUGUGAAGUCAGCUUUGCAGAAGUCUACCAGACCAGCUCUGGAAAAAUCUGGGAUCUGGAGCCAGAAGUGAGAGAACCUUCUCAAGUUCAGACCAAAGUUGGCAAAAGAAGCAUCACGGCUCUCAACAAAGCAGCAGCUGUAGGAGUGGCAACAGCAUAUUUGUCCAACAUCGUCGAAGACCUACUAGCCAAUCCUUGUGUACCACCUGUGCCAAAGCCAAGGUCGUCUUCUACAAGAGAACAAUUUUCCGCUGUGUUUAACCUUGACCCUUCUUCAGCCCUUUUGUUAGAUCUCUUAUGCACUUGCUGUCGGACUUGGGAUGCCUGUUCUAAUAUGUUAGACAUCAUUAAAACAAAAACAAAACUUUUGAAACACGAUCCCCGACACAAGGAUCACAUGACUUUGGCAGGUGAUCGUCUAGACGAUUCACCUUCAGAAACGCAUCCAUCUCAGUCACCGGAUUUGCCGUCUGCUUCUGUUACCUCCCCAUUCACAGUAUGGACAAAGAAGCUCAAGUCCUCUUUGCAGGGCGUGAUGGGCUGCAGUGAACUGAUAUGGAAUUUGUAUGAUUUGAUUCACUCAGGGGAAAGCGAGCCUUCAUCUCCAGGUCCACGAACUGUUUACACUUCCACGGCUGUCAAGGUGGGUCUCCAGCAUUACUUUCAUUCUGCUUACUCAUCACUCCAGGUGGAAAGCCUGCGCAGUAUGGAUAUAACUGUAGCAGAACUCCGACGGGCGGUGGACCAUGUGCUGCAGGUGUUGGCAGGUCUUUCCUUGGAGCAUCACUUGGAUAUUGUGGCAGAUGACCCAGCUUCUUCGCAAUCUCCAUCUCCAAGGGGAAGCUUGUCAGGCAGCACAUCAGGCAGCAUGUCUGGGAGCGUUACCAGUCAGAGUGGUGGAGCCGGGUCGCGAACCCAUAACCGACAACAGACUGAUCAGAACCCACUACACAUGGCCGUCAAACAGCUGAUGUAUGUUAUGGAGAAGUAUGUCCCAGCUGAUGGCUUGACACACAUUCUUCUAGGGAAGACAAAUAAGGUGAGCAGCCCACCAGUGAAGAAUUUCCUGCUCAGUCUCUAUGAGCAUGUUAAAGAGAUGUCCUUCCUGGUAGCCGAGUGUGAGGGCAAGAGUACAGAAGUGGCCAGUAACUACUUCAAAGUUUUGAACGAUGGGCCAAUUAGUAUUCUGGGACGUCUGAUGUUUGUCAAGAAAAUGCCCCCUGCCAGACUGGAGGCUGUGGCAGCAAAACUGAGCCUCAACCUGACUCACACAAUCGUACACAGUUGUUGCCCAAAGAUUCCCAGCAAACAUCCCCCCGCAGUCCCAGAGUGUGGCGCUG
Messenger RNA from Candidula unifasciata, 4324 nucleotides. The record is from the annotation of a GenBank genome assembly. Lineage: Eukaryota; Metazoa; Mollusca; Gastropoda; Stylommatophora; Geomitridae.